AUGCUCCUCCACUCUGCUGGGUUCCUACUGUCAUCUAUCUCUGCAACAACGAUCCCUUUUGGCUUCAAGAAGACCGACUCCGUUACAGUUUCAACAGACAGCGCUCUCUCAGUUUCUGCCCAAGUAUCCGGGACCAGUAGUACUUCUGUGAACGCUGCGGUCGACGGUACCGAUGGUCGCACUCUGGUCACAACAACGACCAGUACCUUCAACCUGAGUACGGUCGUGCCUGUCGUUAUCAAAAUUGGCACGAAACUCACAACCAUUCUACAAGCACCAGCUUACACGCAAAAUUCAUAUGCGUCCAUUGAAGACCAGCCUGCAUGGGUCAAUUCGCAAACCAUCGCUGUCCUCGCGCCUGUCAUUCCCGGAUUCAUCAACACCAGCGACCCUAUUCACUAUGAGCCUUCCAUUCAAAAGACUAUCCAGUAUGCCACUACCCCGAAUGGCGCCACUGCUCAACGCGACUUCUCCAAUAUCGAGCUCGACUUCCAUCACCCUGCAGUGGUGAUUGAUCAUACAGACUAUAUCCAGGCUUCCUAUGUGAAUCCGAAUGUGAUGGAGUUGCAUUUCACCAACGAGCAAGCUGUCCAAUACGCUGCCACGCAAUGGCUUCCCGCUGGACAAGCUGCAGUGGUGCUUGUUACAUUCUUGCCUGGCUCCGCAGACUAUAAGCUGGGAGGCAAUACGUAUUUCACUGCCGUCAGUAUUGCCUGCAAUAUACAGCAGCUCAAGUGCACAGCACAAGGUAUCGACGGCGGGGUAGAAUCAGCAGUGAAGCACUUUAGUGCGGAAUUUGGCAAGGACGAGGUUCCCCAGGACUCAAACUCAGAGACGGAUUCGCAAGGACUGGGCAGAUCAAAACCUGUUGUCUCAACCAAUGGCCUUCCCGCAUGUGCUUUCGGAGACGACUUUGAUGAAUGUCUUGAUCGUCAAUUGGGCUACAUCACCCUCAAAAAGCAUCUCGCGGCUGGUGUCGAUAAGACCGUGACCGGUGCGACACGCAACGACAAGAGCCACCCUGCCGACAAGCGACAUUCAGCGAAACGAAAAAUGAUUUCCAAUUACAAGAAGUCUCGUCGAAACAAGAAGUUUCGCUCGUUGUUGAAAAAGGUCUUCCGCAGCAUCAAGAACGCCAUGCAGAAAAACGUCAUCGAGCCAGUCAGGAAACCGGUGCAAUUAGUGCAGAACGCAAUUCAGGAGUCUACAACAAUUAACAAGACUUUGAAGACAAAAACGUCAUUUCAAUUUCCUUCCACCCAUUAUUCGUACGACAAAUCGCCUUUCAAUGGCAAGGCCAUCUCCAUUGUGCAAGAUGAUGACUUGAGCGCAUGGUGUGUAGACUGUUCCACCUCAGGCUCCGUUUCAAUCUCUGGUCGCCUUGCUGCUAACCUCAUUGACGGCUUUACACAGGCAUAUAUCAGCCUAAAUGGCAGCAUUGCUGCGGAGGUCAAUCUCGGCAUAGACGCCAAGGGACCACUCACAAAGACUUACAAGAAGCAGCUUGCUGAAAUCGGUGUUCCUGGACUCAGUGUGCAGCCCUUUUACCGCGUUGGUCCAGCUUUGGUCUUUGAGGUCGAAGCAGACCUUGGACUUGAGUUGCAAAGUCAGUUCUUGGCCGGUGCUCGCGUCGAAAUCAACAACUUUGAAGCUCGUGUUGAUGCUCUUCAUUCGAGCAAGAGCUUUGGGCGCAAUGUUUCGCCAGUCCUAACCAAGCGCUUCGAGGCGAAGGGUCAAGUGAAGGGAUCUGUGGAUAUUGGUCUACCAGUCAGUAUUGCAUUCGGCAUUGACGUCUUCAGCGGAAAGUUCAAGCGCGACAUUGCUCUAGUUGACCAGCCAGGUGUCCAUUGGGAUGCUGCCAUUGCCUUGUAUGCUUCUGCCACUGAAGCGCCAAGACUUGUUACCAUCAAUGGCUGUAAAGGUGUCGACACGAACGUUAAUCUCUUCAACAAGGUCUAUGCGGUCGUUGGCACCAUCAACUAUCCUAUCUUUGACUUUGCAGUCCCUGUCGCUGAGUCCUGUUUCGAAAUCGCAGGCGUUCAGGAUGCGCCAUCCAGUGCAACUGUGCAGCAAGAAGCACCAAAUACACCAUUCUCAGCCAAUCCUGCUGAGGCGACUCCAACAUCCACGGCGGACGGUAGCGGCACGGUCAUGGUCGGCCAGCUUGAACAUCUCACAACCUUCAAUUCAAGCGAUUCUCUUGAUGGCUACGCUGUACCCACCGACCUUCUCAGCAAAGCUCCAAUCUCGUCGGCAGCAGCUGGUGUCAAUCUCACUGACCAUGAAGUACUCGUUCGCAUCGUCAACAAGGAUAACCAGCUUUUAUGGCUCAGCGAUCCGGAUGGCAAUUUUUACCUGGCGGAGAUGUCCAAGGCUGAUGAAAGUACCGGGCUCAUUGACUUCAUCUCGCACGACGAAGCGCUUGUCUUUGCCAAUCCACGAGAGCAAGACAUGUUCUUCUACGACGACGAGAUGAACAAGCUCGGUGUUUCUCGACUCAGGACAAACAUCGAUUCCCUGACUCCCAAAACGGCAACUCUUCUGAGCUUUCAGUCCAUCGACUAUGGCGAUGAUUCAUCGGCUAUCGGUGCCUUUGACCAUCAGCAAAACAUGUUCUAUGUCAUGACAUGCGACAUCCCGUCUCGAGGGACGAUGCUCUUUGUGGCAAAAGACCCAACGUCUGGUGCAAAGACACUGAUGAGUGAUGCCGUGCAAAACAGCAUCACGGGAGGCAAAGUCACCGACUGCUACCAUCUCGACUAUUCGCUUGUUAAGGCUACGGACGUCUGA
Messenger RNA from Protomyces lactucae-debilis, 2790 nucleotides. RefSeq lists its product as uncharacterized. Bases 1 to 2790 code for a protein of 929 amino acids. The record is from RefSeq and is a predicted model, not a curated record. NCBI's taxonomy places the organism in Eukaryota, Fungi, Ascomycota, Taphrinomycetes, Taphrinales, Protomycetaceae. The transcript is spliced from 2 exons.